This is a messenger RNA of Esox lucius (northern pike), 1248 nucleotides long. RefSeq names its product translationally-controlled tumor protein homolog. The coding region runs from base 291 to 701 and encodes 136 amino acids. The record is from RefSeq and is a predicted model, not a curated record. The transcript is spliced from 7 exons. Gene Ontology annotation, molecular function: calcium ion binding. Lineage: Eukaryota; Metazoa; Chordata; Actinopteri; Esociformes; Esocidae. Gene Ontology annotation, cellular component: cytoplasm.
UCUGUAAAGUCAGGUGGUGAGACUACGAUCUUGUGUCGAAUACCAUACUUCAAUUUGACAACAUGAUCAUCUACAAGGACAUCGUCACUGGGGAUGAAAUGUUUUCUGACAUUUACAAGAUCAAAGAGUCACCAAAUGGGAUGUUAUUUGAAGUUGAGGGAAAGGUGCGUCUACAAUGCAGGUCUCUGAACCACUACCAACUCUGACUCACAAACAUCCUGCCACCUUACCUGACAAUCCCACAGUGAUUGAUUCAAAUACCAAAUUGUCAAGAGCAAUGCUUGACUUAGAUGGUCAGUAGAACGGAGGACAUAGAUGACUCCCUGCUUGGUGCGAAUGCGUCAGCAGAGUUGCAGGAUGAGGGCUGCGAGUCCUCCACGGUCAGUGGAGUGGACAUCGUCCUCAACCACAAACUGCAGGAGACCACCUUCACCAAAGACUCCUACAAGGGAUACAUCAAGGACUACAUGAAGGCGAUCAAGGCGAAGCUAGAGGAGAACAAUCCAGACAGAGUGAAGCCCUUCAUGACAGGAGCUCAGGAGGAGAUCAAGAAGAUAAUGGGCAAUAUCAAGAACUACCAGUUUUUCACCGGUGAGUCUAUGAACCCAGAUGGUAUGGUUGGUCUGCUGGACUUCCGUGAGGACGGCAUCACUCCCUUCAUGACCUUCUUCAAAGACGGCCUGGAGAUCGAGAAAUGCUAACACUCUGGACUGAGAACUUUAUUUUAAUUGGCUGCUGCAUCUCACCUGACCUGCAACCACGGACCAACCAGGCAACUCCUCUGCAUUGUGUUUUGGAUUGGAAGCAUUUUAUUACAGUAAUUAUCUUAUAGGAAUUUGAAGUAUUGAAGUAUUAUAAAUGCCCAUACCAAGUCAUGUUUUUGGGAUGUACCCCGUGGGACGCUGGGACAGUAUUACACGAUCACAUCUUUAUUUGAUAUGAUCAGUCUUUUACCUUGUAUAAUUUAUUAAGAUUCCAACUGAAAUUCAUGCAGAAUGAGCUGCAUAGUUCUAUCCGGCACAUUCUAUAUUUUAGCUUGCAGUGGGAUGAUCUGUUCAUCUGUAAAGACUGUUUCAGUCCACUGGUUGGUAAUUAGUUAAUUGGUUAUUUGUUGGUUGAUUAACUCUCAGGCCUCCAUUUGCUUAGUUUACAGUUACAUUUAAUGUGACACCCUUACUACACAGAUUUGGGAUUAGCUUUGGAUGUCAUGACUUGAGUUGUGAAAAAUAAAACAGUGAAUGAAACCUU